This is a messenger RNA of Felis catus (domestic cat), 1242 nucleotides long. It is a transcript of the gene SMIM11, whose product is annotated as small integral membrane protein 11. The transcript has 5 exons. The record is from RefSeq and is a predicted model, not a curated record. Bases 310 to 477 code for a protein of 55 amino acids. NCBI's taxonomy places the organism in Eukaryota, Metazoa, Chordata, Mammalia, Carnivora, Felidae.
CCCGCGAAUGCGGCCGGGGUCCAUUGCGCCGGCGCGCGGAGCGGUGCAUGUCGGGACGUGUAGUCUCCCCGCCUCCUUGAGCGACUGACCGUUCCUGUGCAGGCCCCGGCGCAAGAGCCUCCGCGGCCUGGAGCUAUGGGACCAAGGCCCCGGGAGGGAAGUCACUUACCAGAGUGCGUGGGUUCUUCAUCCAGAACUCAAGUCUUCUGACUCUUGGGAACAGCAAGACCUGACCUCCCAGUUCCUCUCUCCAUGUGCUUGUCUGAGCAGGCCCACGUCGACCAGGAGUGACUUCGCAAUUGGCCCAGCAUGAACUGGAAAGUCCUUGAACACAUGCCCUUGCUGCUGUAUAUCUUGGCAGCAAAAACCUUAAUUCUCUGCCUGGCAUUUGCUGGAGUCAAAAUCUACCAACGGAAAAGAUUAGAAGCAAAACUGGAAGCUGAGAAAAAGAAGCAGUCAGAGAAGAAAGAUAACUAGAGGGAAAAAUCAAAGGUUGAAUUCUGUGCUGCUCUGAAAAUUUGAGGAUUCAACUACGGUGGCAGGCGUUUCUAGAUCAGCGGUCCCCAAACUUGGCUACUGAUCAGAAUUGUUGAAAGUGCAGAUUUCCAGGCCCCAACCCCCGAGAGAUUCCAUUACGUGGGUGUAGACAUCUGUUCUUUUGAAAAACCAUUAAGGGAUUCUUCUUUCUUUUUUUUCUUUCUUAACAUACGUAGGUGUAUUUUUUAUUUAAAUUUUAGUUAGUUAACAUGCACUGGGGGAUUCUUAACACAGCCCUUUCAGCAACAUGUCGCUCUAGGAGCCACUCGGCCAGCGAUCUCCUAACCCCCCUCCACCCGGAGAUACCAUGCUUCCGUAAAUAGGAAUUCCCAUAGAGGAUUUUUAAAAACCUUUUUUAAUGUUGAUUUAUUUAUUUUGAGGGAGAGAGAGAGAGCAGGAGAGGGGCAGAGAAAAAGAGGGAGAGAGAGACUCCCAAGCAGGCUCCGAGCUGCCAGCACAGAGCCUAACACGAGGCUCGAUCCCACAAACUGUGAAAUCAUGACCUGAGCAAAAAUCAGCCUCGGAUGCUUAACCAGUUGUGCCGCCCAGGUGCCUCCCGUAGAGGAUCUUUAAGCCUGUGGAGGUGUAGGGGCGCCUGGGUGGCUCUGUCGGUUAAGCGUCAGCCUUCAGCUCGGGUCACAAUCUCGCACUCCGUGAGUUCAAGCCCCGCGUCGGGCUCUGCUGACAGCUCGGAGCCUGGAGCCU